AAUAACACAGAACACCUAGAUAUAAGAAAUGAAUGUAAUGUUUGGAAUGAUACUAAUAAAGAAAAAAAAGAAAGAGAGAUAAGGAGGAUACCGAGAUAUGGCGAGAAAAUUCGUAUGAAGAAUAAAGGGACUGAAGUAAUCAUCGACAUAGGGAGAAAUAUCGAGAUAUGGAGAGUCGACUGUUGAAGUUUUCAAAACUAUUUGUUUUGCUCACGCAUUUGAACAUUUCCACCAGACUUCACAAAACGAGAUUUUUGUGUACCGACACAACAGUGAGAAUCAACAUUCGUCGGUUGGAGCAGUUUGCGAAGUUACAUAACUCAGUCAUUAGUAGAUAAAUUUCGAAUUCCGCCCCCUGUCAAACUCUAACCUACCGCCAAUUAACGAACGUCAAAUACGUAUUCGCCUCAAAAAUGAACUACUUCUUGUCCCCUCAGUUAACCGACAGUGACCAAUAUGGCGACAUCGCUUCGUGCAUCCUUCCCCACAAACGUCAUUAUACCCCGAUGCAUCCCAUUCAUCGAUCGCAUCCAAAACCCAUUGGCCCUGCAGAAAUCGAUGGACCGCUACUUCGGCGUCAUUUAUUGGGGUUCUCGACCUCUGGAGUUCUUCAUGAAGAUAUUCUCCUUGUGCUUCAUGCUCGGCUUCUUGCUCCUUUGUUUCGGCUGCAUGUUUUGGGUCAAUCCUUUGGAAGUUCCACCUGACAUGUAUCUCAACAUGUGGUUCUAUUUGGCAGCAAGUACGUUCGUCAUACUCCAAUGGAUCACCCUAUUUCCGAAUCGCCACCAUUACGCGAAGAUCGUUCAAUAUCUCUCAGAUCUGCAACGCACGGAUCCAUUUCAUCCAUUCCGUAUACGUUCUCGAGCGGUGAUUUCUCUCAGUACAGCUUUUCUGUUGGCAAUGAAUACGAGUAUGGCGAUCUUUUGGGGGUUUCUUCUCUUCGGAAGCUGCCCUAUGGCAUUCGUUUUCGAUGAUUCCUUCGUGAAGAAACUGUUUUCAGUCAUUUAUCCAAUUCAAUCAGCGUACCUCGCUACUUUAUCCAACGGAGGGAUGGUGAUGUGCUUUGCAGUAUUGCUUGUGUUCACGGUCGAGUUCAGCAUCAUUGGAGAAAACCUACGGGAGGCGUUCAGUAACUGGAAUCGAGAUCAAAUACGAAGUUGUAUCAAGCGUCAUCAGAGGUUGCUGGAAAUGGUGAACUUAUAUCGGGACAAGAUCAGAUUCUUCUUGCUUGUCGUCGUGGGUUUGUACUUUCUUUUGGUGACGUUCUCUAGUUUUCUUGUGGUACUUCAACUGCACAGCGGAGAUGUCCAAGCUUUGCGGUACAACGUGAUAAACGCUGGUUUCUCCAUAAUAACCAUAGUUUUGUACGGAGUAGUUUGCGAUUUGUUGGAAGAGACGAUUCGAGAGGUGGGUAAUCAGGUGUACAGUUCUGCUUGGCCGUCAACUCUUAUCUUGGACAGGAAGCAUAGAAAUGUGUACAACUCGGGUAAAAGAAGUUUGAUGAUGGUUAUCGCACGCUCUCAGCAGAAGGUCGGAUUCACUUGUGGCAGCAUCUACCAAAUGUCGACCGUUACCAGUAUGCAGGUGCUGAAGUUUUGCUACUCAGCGUUUACUGUACUGUGGAAUGCAACUAAUUGAUAAUGUUUUUCGGAUAUUCAGGGCCAUUCGACGGAUCAGCGAAUUGGCAUUUGAAAUAUAUCUGUAUACCCUCAUGUAAAAGUUUGGGUUCACCCCCUGAAAAUCAAACAAAAGUGUUUUCUCCCUAUCUCUGUGAUUACACCUAUAAUUGAAACUAUCUAUGACGCAUUCGAAAGGUAAUAAGUUAUUGUUAUUUUGUAGGCAUUUUUCCAGAGACAUUUUUUGAAUUUUGUAUACUUAAAAUUUAAUUAAAGUUGACAAUUAAAAAAAAAACACUGAGAAAACAUAGUCAUAUUUCUCAGCAUUGGAUCGACAAAAAUUUUAAAUCAAUGUGUCAUUAGAAUCGUCAUCUCAUAGUCAUUGAAAAUUACUAACGAAAUUUUGGCUGCAAAUUCUGAAAACUAUUCAAAAUCAAUGAAACAGUCAUUCAAGUCAUCGUGCACAAUUUUGGGUUCACCUGAAUUUACUUCACCCAUUCGUGUUUUCAGUCAUUGUUCUAUCGAUUUUAAACAGUUUUCAGAUUGUUCCGCCAAAAUUCCAUGAGUGCUUUUUGAAGAAUAUAAGAUUAUGCUUCUACAUUGAUUUGGAAUUUUGGUUGCUCCAAUGCUAAGGAAAUUGAUCAUGUUUUUUUAAUGUGUGUUUUUGAAAAAAAAAAUAUACAAAAUUCAAACAAUGUUUUACUGAAACCUAUGCAGUAAGAUUAACUCAUUGCCUUUCGAAUGCGCCAUAGAGAGUUUGAAUUGUACGUGUAAUUACAGAGAUAUGGACAAAAAGCUUUUGUAUGUUUUAAGGGGCAACUUUCUGCACGGGAGUGUAUCUGUCCUCGA
This is a messenger RNA of Aedes aegypti (yellow fever mosquito), 2465 nucleotides long. RefSeq lists its product as uncharacterized. Lineage: Eukaryota; Metazoa; Arthropoda; Insecta; Diptera; Culicidae. The record is from RefSeq and is a predicted model, not a curated record. Gene Ontology annotation, cellular component: plasma membrane. The coding region runs from base 457 to 1638 and encodes 393 amino acids. The transcript has 2 exons. Gene Ontology annotation, biological process: detection of chemical stimulus involved in sensory perception of smell; sensory perception of smell. Gene Ontology annotation, molecular function: olfactory receptor activity; odorant binding.